AUGAAGCUUCCUCUCGGAACUCCACAAGAGCAUGAAACUAACAAAGUUUGCAAGCUCCAUAAGGCCAUAUAUGGAUUGAAGCAAUCUCCCCGAGCCUGGUACUCGAAGUUAAGUUCAGUCCUUGAAGCUACAGGAUUCACAACGAGCCAUGCCGAUUCCUCGUUAUUUGUUCGCACUGGUAUAAGUGGCAACCUAGUUGUUCUUAUAUAUGUUGAUGAUCUUAUUAUAACAAGUGAUAACAUAGAAGAAAUCAAUGCCCUCAAAUCCUCUCUUCAUCAACAAUUUGCCAUUAAGGAUUUGGGAAUUUUAAAGUACUUUCUUGGCAUUAAAAUGGCUACUUCCUCCAAGGGUUUGUUCUUCAAUCAAAUGAGGUAUGUUCUUGAUCUAUUGGAUGAAGUUGGCAUGUUGAAUUGCAAGCCCGCUUCUACUCCUCUAGUGAGUAGACUUCAAGUAGAUGCACCCAGUGAACCACUACCAAACCUUAGGGUUUAUCAACGUGUGGUAGGAAAACUAAUCGACCUCACUAUCACCAGACCUGAUAUUGCUUAUUCUGUAAGUUUUGUCAGUCAAUUUAUUCACUCUCCCUCGAUGAUUCACUGGGAGAGUGUCAAAAGGAUACUUAGAUACUUGAAGGGAUCCAUUGGCAGAGGCUUACUCAUGCAAAAACAUGGUUCAAAUCAUAUCAUGGCAUACACUGAUGCUGACUGGACGGGUAAUGCCCUCGAUCGCAAGUCUACCACUGGUUUCUGUACUUUUGUUGGUGGCAAUCUUAUGACAUGGAAGAGUAAAAAACAAACCGUGGCUGCAAGAUCAAGUGCUAAGGCUGAAUACAGAGCCAUGGCAGCCACGACUUGUGAUUAA
Molecule: messenger RNA, 861 nt
Organism: Malus domestica (apple)
Lineage: Eukaryota; Viridiplantae; Streptophyta; Magnoliopsida; Rosales; Rosaceae
Source: RefSeq, a predicted model, not a curated record